Molecule: messenger RNA, 1176 nt
Organism: Mercenaria mercenaria
Lineage: Eukaryota; Metazoa; Mollusca; Bivalvia; Venerida; Veneridae
Product: fibropellin-1-like
Exons: 11
Coding region: 1-1176 (391 amino acids)
Biological process (GO): heterophilic cell-cell adhesion; establishment or maintenance of epithelial cell apical/basal polarity
Cellular component (GO): protein-containing complex; plasma membrane
Molecular function (GO): calcium ion binding
Source: RefSeq, a predicted model, not a curated record
AUGUAUGCCAAGACGGAUAUCCUUGGUAUACAGAAAGGCCGCCAAUGUAUCCAAGAUUAUGACGAAUGUGUACAGAAUCCAUGCAUCAACGGUGGAACGUGUUAUAACAAUGAAGGUUCCUAUACAUGUUACUGUCCGCCUGGUUGGACAGGACCUAACUGUGAAAUCGAUGUAGAUGAAUGCUUAACCAACCCAUGUCUAAAUGGUGGUACUUGCAUAAACAAUGCCGGAUCGUACACUUGUCCGUGCCCGGACGGAUAUACAGGAGAGAACUGUGAAACUGACGUCAACGAAUGUUUGACCAAUCCAUGCCUAUAUGGCGGCACUUGUUUCAACACACCAGGCUCUUACGUAUGUCAGUGUAUAGCAGGUCGGACCGGUGUCAACUGUGAACGAGAUGUUGAUGAAUGUUUAGAGCUAGAUAUAUGUAAGAAUGGCGGUACAUGUAUCAAUACACAGGGAUCAUACCUCUGUAACUGUCCACAACAAUGGACCGGAACACAUUGUGAAAAUGAUGUGAAUGAAUGUAUUCUUGGUCUGUCUCGAUGCGAAAAUGGAGCGACGUGUAUAAAUACAAUUGGAGGGUAUGAAUGCAUAUGUCCGCCAGGUUACACUGGCCCGCUAUGUGCAGCAGAUAUCAAUGAGUGCCUUAUGAAUCCAUGUCUCAACGGGGGCACUUGCAUCAACAACUUUGGUUCGUAUGUCUGUAUAUGUUUGCCUGAUUAUACAGGACCAAACUGUGAAAAUGAAGAAGAAACAUCAAGAGAAACACCGUUAAGGGCGCGACGAAACAGAUCAGAAGACAGAAAUAAAAACAGUUCAACACCAGUGGGAUUUAAAACAGCUUAUCAUGAAAAUGAGUGUUUGAUGUUCCCAUGUCAGCAUGGUGCUACCUGUAACAACCUCCCUGGAACAUACGAGUGUAUUUGUGCUGAUGGUUGGGAAGGUGAUAAUUGCCAGAUAGGUACGACAAACUACCGGAAUUUUAUUUUCAUACGGAAUAACACAUCAAUGAGUGUCUUAUCACGAAACCGUGUCUCAACAGAGGUACUUGCAUCAAUACUUUUGGCUCCUAUGACUGUGUAUGUCUACCUGACUAUACAGGGCACAAUUGUGAAAAUGAUAAACACAAAAGACAUAGUCGACUUGGUUAAAGUACGUCUGAAGAAAGAGUAA